AGUAUAAAUGUUUCUAUGUUAAUUGAGAAGCAGAGAGUAUUUUCAGUGGAUAGAUGCUUGUUCACAGUGCAGGAGGUUUUUGUACGGCCACUUAAUGAGUUUGUAUCACUGUGGAGGACUUUUGGUGGAGGAACCAAACUCAUCAUUAACUCUGGCACCAUGGUCAGGCCCUCAGUCUCUCUGCUUCCCCCCUCCUCUGAGCAGCUCUCUGGGGGCUCGGCCACGCUGGCCUGCCUGCUGACCGGCUACUCUCCUCAGGGAGCCGUGGUGAGCUGGCAGGUGGACGGUACGGAGGUGACGGAGGGGGGUCCUGAGCAGCUCAGAGGAGGAGAAGAGCGGCCGGCUACAGCAGCAGCAGCACCCUGAGCCUGAGCCAGGAGCGCUGGAUGGAAGGAGAGCUGUACUCCUGCAGGGUCCUCCAUCAGGGCCACAGCCAGACCCAGUCCCUCCACAGGAGCCAGUGUAAGGGCUAGAGGGGCCGGCUGAAGCCCAGGACAGGAGCUCUGUGUGUGGGGGGAGCAGCUCUGAUCAAUAG
This is a messenger RNA of Sebastes umbrosus (honeycomb rockfish), 535 nucleotides long. Its product is annotated as immunoglobulin lambda-like polypeptide 1. NCBI's taxonomy places the organism in Eukaryota, Metazoa, Chordata, Actinopteri, Perciformes, Sebastidae. The transcript has 2 exons. The record is from RefSeq and is a predicted model, not a curated record. The coding region runs from base 16 to 366 and encodes 116 amino acids.